Sclerotinia trifoliorum is the source of this 2448-nucleotide messenger RNA. Lineage: Eukaryota; Fungi; Ascomycota; Leotiomycetes; Helotiales; Sclerotiniaceae. The record is from the annotation of a GenBank genome assembly.
UCCAAAGGUGGACCAUUACUUUUAUGACUCUACGAUUACAUGAUAAUUCCGAUGAUCUUCAGGUAUAUGGUAAUAUUUGGUACCAUAUGAUAGUCACAUAGUCACAUUGUUAUCUCUCUUAUUUCACUUUACGUCGUCUUCCGUCUUCCGUCUCCACAUUCUUUUCUUGUAAGUCGUUUCUUAUCAGUACGUACGAAGAAGGCACGCCCUUCGAGAUUGACAUUGGUUGAACAACUGUCUCAACCCUUGUAAACUACAUAUUCAACAACGGGAAGUCGCAUCAAGUAUAAGCUCGCCGUGUAUCUAUCUCAGCCUUUUUCUGAAAGGUUCCGUCUUUACCACUUCUAUCUUUCUUUCUAUUUACUUCUCUUCUCAUCCUUCUUCUACAAGUCAAAUCAAGGUCAGAUAAGAGAAAAUGGCCCCUCCAACAGCAAUUGAUGUCGAGGGUGUCGUCGAUACCGAAUCCGUAGUCAUACCCGAUCCACUUACUGUCAAUGGAGUUUCUGCAAGACGCGCAAAGGCUGGGAAAUUUACUGCUGGCGUAGCAGCAUUUACAAUUAGUGAUCACUUCAAAAGCCCUGUUGGUAUAUUAUAUCCGAAAGGACUGGUCAUGUCUAAUGAGUCAUAGUCAACAUGGAAACCAAAAGCAAAACGAUUUGAUCGUAAGUCGUUCUUUCACAAUGGUUAUGUACUUUUACUGACUACUUGCAGAUCGCAUCUCUCUCGAGAGUAGAUCAAGGAAGCCAUCGAACUUGAAAAAUGCUGCCAGAUAUUUGGGCCCUGGGAUGAUUUCUCUUGGUGGAGGUCUACCAUGCCCCGAAUAUUUCCCCAUCGAAGAAAUAUCCAUCAAGGUCCCUACAAUACCUCACUUUUCCGAGAAACAAACAAAAGAAUCUGGAACUAUCAUAACUGCUGGAAAGUAUGAUGUGUCAGAAGGCAAAGGAGCAUACGAUUUAUCUAUCGCUCUCAACUAUGGGCAAGGUACAGGAUCUGCACAAAUGCUUCGAUGGGUGACAGAGCAUACCGAAAUUGUUUGCAAUCCACCUUAUGCAGAUUGGGGUUGUACUCUCACUGUAGGAAGUACAUCAGCUUUGGAGCAGGCAUAUCGCAUAUUCUGUGAAAGGGGUGACUAUGUGUUAUCCGAAGAAUAUACUUUUGCUUCUGCUGUAGAGACUGCAGCUCCUCUGGGUGUAAAAUUCUUGGGUGUCAAACUGGAUGUCGAAGGUCUUUUGCCAGAAGCCUUGGAUGAAAUUUUGAGCAACUGGGAUGAAACGGCCAGAGGUGCUAGAAAGCCAUUCGUUCUUUACACCGUACCUUCCGGACAAAACCCUACAGGUGCAACACAAAGUAUCGAAAGACGACAUGCAAUUUACAAGGUUGCCCAAAAGCACGACGUAUACAUCUUAGAAGAUGAACCUUACUAUUUUCUCCAAAUGCAACCAUACACUGGCCCAGAUGCUCCUGAUGUUCCACCACCGGCUAACAAUGAGGAAUUUUUGAAGGCUCUCAUACCAACUUAUUUAAGCAUAGAUACUGAUGGGAGAGUUAUGCGAAUGGAUUCUUUCUCUAAAGUCAUUGCACCUGGUACAAGAGUAGGGUGGAUCACCGCUUCCGAACAAAUUGUCGAGAGAUUCAUCCGGUCCAACGAGAACUCUAACCAAAACCCAAGUGGAAUCUCCCAGAUGGUUCUUUACAAACUUCUGGAAGAAAGCUGGGGACAUGGUGGCUACCUUCAAUGGCUCAUCAAUCUUCGGUUGGAAUAUACUAAGCGUCGAAACGUUAUUCUUGCGGCUUGUGAAAAAUACUUGCCCAAGGAGAUUAUAAGCUGGAAUCCGCCAACUGCCGGCAUGUUCGUAAGUAUCUCAUGGAUUCAGUAUAGAUAUGACUUCACUAACAUAAUUUAGCUUUGGCUCCAAGUAGAUUGGCAUAAACACCCAUCUGCCAAAACCAAGCCAAUUGGAGAUAUCGAACAAGAAAUUUUCCUCGCUGGUAUCGACCAAGGUGUUCUCAUUUGUCCGGGUAGUUGGUUCACCGCUGAAAAGAGUGGCUUUGUACCAGUAGAUAUGUUUUUCCGCGCCACGUUUGCUGCUGCAUCGGAAGAGAAGAUGACAGAGGCGAUUGAGAGAUUUGGCGUGGCUGUUAGAAAUAGCUUCGGCGUGGAGUAAGGGGCAGUAUUUUGAUUGCAUAGUUGCGGGGCGUUGAAACAUGACAUCAGAUUGGGUUAGACAACUGUUGCAAGAUAAACAUUAUGAUUUCCAUGUCGGAUUUUUUGAAGUCUUGAAAUUUCGAACGAACUGUAAGGAUUUUACCGUAUUUUGGCACUUAGUUGUUCCAGAUGAUCUGGCCAUCAAGCGCAACGUAAUAUGUAGCGGCGAUGAUGCCCAAAGGAAGUCAAUCUGGAACUUUCACCUCUCUCCCCACCUAUACAAUAGUCUAUCUCUGCUGUUC